CAGACCACUUCAGUCUGAGCCGCGACAGUUUGAGACACGUACCCUUCUGCCCGCCAUUCGCACACGUCAAAAACACAAAACACAAUUUCCACCCCACCCCUCUUUUAUUUCACCCAAGCAGAACAAGGAGAAGUCCCAUUUCCCCCUCAGAAAUAUUCUGCCUCUCCCCGGAACCAACUCCUUGUUUUAGCAAAUAACCACUUUACAGUCAUUUACCCUAUUUUUUUAAUUGCAUUCAUUUACCUGUGCAGUGAAACCCACUUUGGUAACGGUGGAUCCCAAACGCGUUACGAGACGGUUUCCCUUCUCCUCCUCUUCACCACGCCCUUCACUUCCCACACCCUUGCCCAAUCACUACCAUCACCACCACCAUCACCGGCAUUACCACCACCGUUACAACCCAUAAGACACGUAUAUUGUAGUGCCCACGGUGAACCAGCAAGUGAAGAGUUGAAUAAAAGUGACUGAACAACGACGACCUCUGCAGAUCGGUCACAGCUCUUCGUAUUGGUGUAUGGUGAAGUUUUGUGCAGCUUCCGUCAACGAAAAUAAUACAAAUAUUAUUACUACAACUGUGAAAACAAAAGCUGAUUGUGCUGUGUUUUAAAACAACGAAUAUAUAUAUAGAUUUUGAUUUCUCUGUUCUUAACGAAAAAACAAACAAGCACUCUUGUUGCCACCGUGUGAUUAUUACGUCGUGACAUCAUCAGGAACCAACCUUGUCUUUGUACCUCCCUCUCUUCCGGUCCGGUGCCUCUCUAUCCACGUAUUGUGUGGCCUGACGUCACUACCGAUACCAGUAGUGGCGGCACUUCCUUCCACCUCAUUCAGUUGCUCUUGUGUCGUGUUGAGUGCGAGUGGGCAAGUGUAUCUGGUCGGUACUGCUCGCGAUUAUAUAUUGUAAUAUCAAGAAAUUCGCUGCCGAGCGAUUCUGAACAAGGGAAGGAGUGCUACGCUGUCAGUGUUUCACGUGUGUACGGGCGGGCAUUGUGAAUCCGCCUGGCUGCUUGCGUACUGCUGCCGGCUUUAACGAAGCCCUGCACGCGAGUAACAUUUAAUGACACUGAAUAUCAACUUCUUAAGACACAAGACAUAUUUGCAGUGACAUAGUUGUAUGUUCAUUUGCUUUUAAAGUAGCUUUUUGAGAGAAACUGUUCCGUUCCUGCUUACAUAUCACAAAAAGGGCCCGUGUCAGUGCGUAAGGCGUUUUUAACCCCCGGAGCUGUUCUAUAUUUUUGCACAAAAAAAAAAAAAACCUCCCUUCUUCCGUGUUGUGAUUUUUUAAAGUGGAGACAAGAAAGGAAAAGUGCUGAGUUCGAUAUCCCAUCAGAACAGAAAUAACAUUUACAUUCAGAAAUCGUGGAGGCCUACUACAGCACGACGAAAAGAAUUCGCGAGCAUCCGAUAGGAGGAGGCAACCUGUCGCCGCCACUACCGCCGCCGCUGCCGCCUUCUGCUGCCCCAUCACCUGCCUUCAAGCGCCAGCGCCGGGACUCAGCGUCGCCCCCAACCGUCCUCCCACAACAGAACUGCUCCUUGUCACCAGAUUCCAGGAUGAGCAUCAGUACAACAGGCAUGGAGGCCCCCAACGCACUUAGCCAGAGCAUGGACUCCGUGAACACCGUCACAGGAGAGGAAGAGGU
Cryptotermes secundus is the source of this 1643-nucleotide messenger RNA. Its product is annotated as protein couch potato-like. Lineage: Eukaryota; Metazoa; Arthropoda; Insecta; Blattodea; Kalotermitidae. The record is from RefSeq and is a predicted model, not a curated record. Gene Ontology annotation, molecular function: mRNA binding.